This is a messenger RNA of Onychomys torridus (southern grasshopper mouse), 2085 nucleotides long. RefSeq names its product potassium channel tetramerization domain containing 11 (gene Kctd11). The coding region runs from base 179 to 877 and encodes 232 amino acids. The transcript has a single exon. NCBI's taxonomy places the organism in Eukaryota, Metazoa, Chordata, Mammalia, Rodentia, Cricetidae. The record is from RefSeq and is a predicted model, not a curated record. Gene Ontology annotation, biological process: protein homooligomerization; positive regulation of neuron differentiation.
UUCCCAAAUCCAGGAGAUUCUGCCUUUUCCUUCUCCUUGCUUGUCUCCUACAGUCCCCAAAAUUUCCCCCCCUCCUGUGUCCUCUUCACCCCCUUCUUUUGGGGGCCCCGUGACCCUAAAUGUGGGGGGAACACUAUACUCCACUACAUUGGAGACCCUGACACGCUUCCCAGACUCCAUGCUGGGGGCCAUGUUUAGGCCUGACACCCUUAUGCCAGCCAAUCUCAACCGGCAAGGAGAUGGCCAUUACUUCAUCGACAGAGAUGGCAAGGCUUUCCGGCAUAUCCUCAAUUUCCUGCGCCUGGGCCGUCUGGACCUGCCCCGUGGGUAUGGAGAAACUGCCCUUCUUAAGGCAGAGGCUGACUUCUACCAGAUCCGGCCCCUUCUGGAUGCCCUGCGGGAAUUGGAAGCUUCUCGGGGUACCCCUGCACCCAGAGCUGCCCUGCUCCAUGCAGAUGUAGAUGUCAACCCCCGCCUGGUACACUUCUCUGCUCGCAGGGGCCCGCACCACUAUGAGCUGAGCUCUGUCCAGGUGGACACCUUCCGAGCCAACCUCUUCUGUACUGACCCUGAGUGUCUGGGUGCCAUGCGCAACCGAUUUGGUGUGGUCAGUGGGGACAGGGCAGAGAGUGGCCCACAUUUUCGUCUAGAGUGGGCCUCCCGCCCCCGGGAACUCCCUGACGUAGAGUAUGAAAGACUGGGGCUGCAACCACUGUGGACUGGGGGGCCAGAAGAUCGGCGGGAGGUGGUGAACACGCCUACCUUCCUGGAGGAGGUGCUGCGGGUGGCUCUGGAACAUGGCUUCCGCCUGGACUCGGUCUUCCCAGACCCUGAAGACCUACUGAACUCCAGAUCUUUACGCUUUGUCCGCCACUGAGCAUGCUACCUUUCACUUGACAGUGGAGGAAUGUGUCAGCCAAAGGGCUGAUGGCUCUUCCUCAGCCCCUUUCUAGUUCCAGCGUGGGAGCUAUGAGAGUCAGGGAUCCCACCAUACCUGACUGGAGCCUAGAUACAGGCUGAGAUUCCCAAAUCGAGCUGCCCCGACUCCCAGAACUCGAGUGGUCCAGAAGAUCUACACCGGGGCUUAUCCUGGGAAAGCAUCCGUGGCUUCUCGAGCCUGUUCUUGCUUGAGGAUGGGCCCUCUGUAUUCAGGGGUGUGGAAAAGGAAGCACCUUUUUGCCCAGGCUAGACUUAGCAGAACUCUGGAGGUUUGAGCACUAGGUGGAAGGACAUAUUUUGAAUUAUCAAAUGUGGUCUGUCCCCUAGACUGUGGCUUCCCCUCCUGGAGGUGGGCACCUUAUCCUACCAUGACCAUUAAGAGGCCAAGACAUCUGGGAGAUUUCUUUACUAUGUUCCAAGCCACCUACCAUGGGAGAUUGAAAAUAGACACCUCAUCCUAGGUCGACAAAAGGGAGCUAGGAGAACUCCCAUAAGCGUGGGGCUAGAGCACCCUUUCUGGAAUUCCGAGUGUUUUAGAGGACUCUGUGUAAGUGGGGCUGAACAUGGGGAAAGAUGCUAGUAUCUUUUUGUGCCCUGCACUUCUUUCAUGUAUGUGUGCCAGCCACGGUAUCUGACUGAUGCCUGGGUCCCUGGCAUCUCAGUUCCCAUCAGUGUUGCCGACUCCUGUGUUUACGUGAUGGUCCUUCUGUGAUCUUGGCAUGUCCAGGCCUGUUUGGAGUUGCCUAGAAACUCUUCAGGCUCAGGUAUAUCUAUGGUAUGUGUGAGAGCAGAUUGAGAUUUAGUUUAAUCAUAGGGUGUGUGUGUGUUUGCGUGUGUGUUUAUGCCCACACCACUACGUAGGCAGUUUGAGUUUUAGUCACUGGGCUCUUCCUAGGAGAGGUAAAGCCACUAGGCUUAGCUAGGCCUCAGAGACCUUGGGAAGCUCUUGGUUGCUGAGACAACCAUGAGCCUGUUGCUAGGAAAUAGCUGGCUAAGGCCUAAGGCUGUCCUGGGCAGAGAGGAGACAGUUGGGAGAGUCGAGAGGGUGUGGGAAGGGAUAGUAUUUCUGGGUUCCUGAGUGGAUACACAUCUUCACUGGGAGGAGUCAUUCCUCUGUCACUGUGACUUACAAGAAGAAAAAUAAAA